Molecule: messenger RNA, 471 nt
Organism: Anisakis simplex (herring worm)
Lineage: Eukaryota; Metazoa; Nematoda; Chromadorea; Rhabditida; Anisakidae
Source: the annotation of a GenBank genome assembly
AUGGGAUUGUGGGCAGUUUUGUGGGGAAAUCUGGAGUCGAUGCAAGUGAAAUGUAUCGCGAAAUACGGUGAGCAGUUCUGCAGCAGUAUGUUGUCGGUGUGCUCGUCGAUGCUGUCGAUUCCGUGGAAGAACGAUUCGGUGCAGAGAUUACCGCCUGGCAUUGUGGGGUGUGCGCAGACGACCGAUCCGGUGGUGCAAUGCCGUGCCAAAUACUCGGAGUCGUUCUGCAAUCGGCUUGGCGCGGCGUGUUCGAAGGUGACAGGCACGGACAUCCCGGCGUUCUCACGCGGUGGUGGAGAGUAUCGACUGCCCGAGGCAAUCUCACAGUGCAUAGCGCAAGAGAAUAUCGUAGCGAUGUGCUACGCAUCAAAAUGCUCACAGCAGUGUGACGGAUGGCGUGUGACGUGCAAUAUCAACGGUGGGAUGGCGCAAUUGACACCUGAGCAAGUGACGUGCUUCGAGAAACGUUAG